Molecule: messenger RNA, 3264 nt
Organism: Microsporum canis CBS 113480
Lineage: Eukaryota; Fungi; Ascomycota; Eurotiomycetes; Onygenales; Arthrodermataceae
Product: small G protein signaling modulator 3
Exons: 1
Coding region: 1-3264 (1087 amino acids)
Source: RefSeq, a predicted model, not a curated record
AUGGGAGAAGCGGUAGAACAACCCCAGGAGCGAGCUCGAGCCCAAGCCCAAGCCCAAGCCCAGAAACGAUCCUCCUCGCAGGCAUCUACCUCGUCGAUACGAAGCCAGAGAGGGAAGACAGUCCGUUCGAAACCCCUCAAACGGUUGAGCACAUGCUCGUCGACACAUACUGCCACAGACCUUACCUCGUUCCCGUCUCUGUCUCCGGAUAGGUCACCAGAAGGGUUCUUCGGUGAGCCUGCCUUGAACCAUGCCCUGAGUCGGGCGCUGCUGGUUGAAAAUAGUGAUAAAGAGCCGGAUGGCGAGCGUGGACGGAAGGCAACGCUGGAGGGCCUCACUACGACUGUGCCCCAGCUCUCCGGUAGAGCUGCUCUGUUUAGCGACUUUGCAUCCACCCAGGACGUCCCUGGGGCGCUGCACUUGGCGAGUGAUGACCAUAUCGAACGGCUGAUUGCCCGGACUGGAGCCGUGAGGUUGGUUCGGCAGUUUGCAAGGGAUCUGGCACUACGUGACGCGGAGAUAUCGGCUUUGCGACUACGUGCCGAUGACCGGGAACGAGAAUUGAAGAAGAUGCUACGUGAAGUAGAGGUAUCGAAUCACGAUAUCGAGCGGCGACUCUACCUGCUUGAGAACCCACCGGAUGGUUCCCUAGAUACCACAAAGACUGAUUAUUCUUCCGAACAAAGAAGUCUGACCUCCUCCAUCGAUGAUAUGAUGAACCAGGCAAUGCUGGAAGAUGUAGGUUCCCACAAGGGUGACUUGGAGGCCACUAUCAGACCUCAUCGGACUGAUAGUGACCCUAAGUCCGGCAACUCGAGUGCAGGAUCGUCUAAAAAGCCUACAGCAGCUACUGGACGCGGAUGGCAAGACUAUAUAUGGGGUACUUCGACGGCAAGCCAAAGACAAAGCAGAGCUAAUAGUAUGAGAAGUGAUGCGGGGGAUGGGCUUCGCAUCCCAGCCUCAUCCUCAAAUCGGCGAAAAGUGCUUGACGGACAGCUAUUCCAGCCUCCAGGGGCUGCCGCAGACACCACUGGUUUUGGGAUCGAGGGAACGGCAUACAAAUCCGGUGACGGAGACGAUCGAAGCAUUAUCUCUCAACGAUCAUCAAACUCAGUAGCUUCAUGGACCGUCAAAUUAUUUUCUGGGAAGGGAAAAGACGGCCAGGAUGGUCCUCGCAGUCGCGCAUCGUCAAGAAACCCAGAUUCUAGGAACAGUAACCAAUCCCCCGCACCCCGUGUAUCUAAGCCUGCUGGGACUGCUCUAGCCGCGUUAACCAGGAUAAACGGUUCGACCGGCGUACAGCAACUUUCUGUUCGCUCAUCUGGAUCGUCAAGUAUGCGUAAUGCGACUAUGAAUAAUACGGCAAAAUCACGACGUAUGAGGGUUCAGAGUACAUCUGGUACAGGAACUCCAGGGAGUGCACACCCGGACAGCGAAGCGACUAAUCUUGGACCUGUUGAGAUGGAUGCCAUCCUACCGAUGGAAUCCCGUCCUCCCACCCUUGCCUAUAUCCAUGGGGAGUAUAACCCGGGCGACCUGCUCACUGACAGGUUUGGCUUCAUCUACGACCAACGGAGGAACCGCCGCCAAAGAGAGGUGAAUACGAGCCGAUCUAGUGAGGAAAUUCCUAGCCCUACCAAUGCAGCUGGUUCUACCAAGGUGGAUAGCAACAGUAACGUUGCACUCCCUGUUGCAGGUGAUGAUGCUGAUGGUAGUGGCUCUGGACUUAGGAGAUGGCAAGACUACCUAAAGACUGCCACAAAACCUACUGAGCUACUAUCGCACACGCCUGCAGCCUGUCCUGUCGUCUCGGUUGAACAAAGUGCCCUACCAAAACCACGAGUAUCGUCGAUUGCUGUUGGUAAGAGCGGCGCAGUGUCUGUGGUAAAUAGCCCUGCUCAACCAUCCGCAAUUACAUCUGCGGUCAUCUCAAAUCAUGCUGAGUUUGCAGGAACAGAGGUUAGCCCCCGUGAGGCAUCUGUAUCUGAUCAGCAGCCAGUAAAACUAUUACUGCAACGUUUAACGGAAUUACAUGAUGCGUCGCAGCAAGAUCGAACUGUGAAAUGGAAUGAAUUCAUGCGAAAGGUGCGUGCGGAACGACGGAAGGAAGGCGAAGCUACUGCAGCGUUAGCCCUUCCAGACCGCUCCAAGCCUUCUCGCGAUAUGCCUGAAGUAGCUCUAGCAGAUGGUGAGGUCAUUGGGAUUGCUGGCCUUGGAAACAAAGGCAAAAUCGGUCGUGCCAAGUGGAGAGAGUUUAGGAAUCUAGUUCUAGCCGGUAUCCCCGUUGCAUACCGUGCUAAGAUCUGGUCUGAGUGUAGCGGUGCCUCCGCUCUCCGCGUCCCUGGAUAUUAUGAUGAUCUCGUCAACGGGCAUAUAACAACCCAAGCGGACCCUGGCGCUACUGCUCAGAUUGCUAUGGACAUUCACCGUACCCUAACGGAUAAUAUCUUCUUCCGAAAAGGUCCGGGAGUCGCGAGGCUGAAUGAAGUUCUUCUUGCUUACUCUCGCCGCAAUCCAAAAGUUGGGUAUUGUCAAGGCAUGAACCUGAUUGCUGGCUCGCUCUUGUUGAUCUUACCAACAGCAGAAGAUGCAUUCUGGGUCCUGGCUUCGAUAAUUGAAAAUAUUCUUCCGCCCCAUUAUUAUGACCAUGGCCUUGUCGCUUCGCGAGCAGAUCAGCAAGUUUUGUGCCAGUAUGUCUCUGAGGUGUUACCAAAUCUAUGGUCACAUUUUGAAGGUCUAGGCAUCGAACUUGAAGCCCUAACUUUCCAGUGGUUCCUUUCAAUCUUCACUGAUUGUCUGUCAGCCGAAGCUCUCUAUCGCGUAUGGGAUGUUGUUUUCUGCCUCAACGCUCCCACUACGUUCUCUUCUAUUACUCCGACCUCGCCCCAGGAAUCCGUCGAAGCAACCGCAGGUGCCAAUUCCACUCCAAAAGCAGCUGCAUCUCUUUCUACCGUUGACCGAGAUGUCACCAGUACCAAUAGCGAUGGAGGGGGAAGCACUUUCUUCUUCCAAGUUGCUUUGGCGCUACUCAAACUUAACGAGCAACAGCUCCUGACGACUUGCUCCACACCAGCGGCUGUUUAUUCGUAUCUUAACCACCAGAUGACAAACCAUGCAAUCAGCAUUGAUGGUUUGAUCCAAGCUAGUGAGGCAUUACGAAACGUUGUUAAGAGAGAAGAUGUUCUUUCCAGACGAUCCGCUGCCAUCGAAGCAAUGACUACGUCUUUGCAUUCAUCACACGUUCCAUCACCAGCCCUUCCAUAA